ACAAAAGAAUACUGGAAUGCAACAUGGAUAUUGAAGGGCACAAUGAAGAAGACAAUGCUACUGAAAGUGAAGAAGAAGAACAGUCUGAGCAAAAGAAAAGAGCAUCAAAAAGAAAGAAAAAUGAAACCGAGGAAGAGGAUGAUGAUGAAGAAGAGACGGCUGCAGAACGCAGGAGAAGAUAUAGGAGACGUCGGAGGAAAGAUGGAAAUGAAAGCAGUGAAUCCGAGGGGGAAGCCCACAAGACCAGGAAGAACAGAGAAAAUCAGAAGAUUAGGGAUGAGUCCAGGGAUGAUGGUGACGAUGAAGAGAAUGAGGACAAAAGAAGCAAGGAGAAGAAGAAGGAGAAAAAGAAAAAGAAAAACCAAGAUAAGAAGAAAAAAGAAUCAAGCUCAGAUUCUACUUCUGAAGAGGAAAUGACAGAGGAGGAACUGGACAAGUUGAAAGAAGCUGUGGAAGAAAAGAAGAAGCUGAUUUCCACUUUGCGAAACAAGUCUUGGAAUAUGAAAAAGAAACUGAAAAUCUUGAAAGAUGCCCAGCGUUUUGUGGAAAAAUUUGAAGGGGCUCUCGGGAAAGGCAAAGGAAAGAAGUUUUACGCAUAUAAAGUGAUGAUGAUGAAAAAAUGGAUGAAAUUUCAGCGUGAUUUUGAUAAUUUUAAAACCGCCUGCAUACCAUGGGAAAUGAAAAUAAAAGAAAUUGAAAGUCAUUUUGGCUCCUCAGUUGCAUCUUACUUCAUAUUUUUGCGAUGGAUGUAUGGAAUAAAUAUAGUUCUGUUUGGGCUGACCUUUGGUCUUGUCAUGGUGCCUGAGGCAUUGAUGGGAAAGGCAUAUGGGUCUUUGCCUAGAAAAACUGUGCCAAGAGCAGAGGAAGCAAGUGCUAUGAACUUUGCCACGUUGUGGGAUUUCAGUGGCUUUGCACAAUAUUCUGUGCUUUUCUACGGCUAUUACAAUAACCAGAGAACAAUUGGGUGGCUGAAAUUCCGAAUGCCUCUUUCAUAUUUUUUGGUUGGUGUUGGGACCAUCGCUUAUAGUUUCAUGGUGGUCAUUCGCACAAUGGCAAAGAAUGCACAUAAUGAUGGUGGGGGAGAUGAUACAAGUUUUAACUUUAGCUGGAAAAUGUUCACCAGCUGGGAUUAUUUGAUUGGCAAUCCUGAAACAGCAGAUAAUAAAUUUGCAUCAAUAACUACUAGCUUUAAGGAAGCCAUUGUGGAGGAACAAGAGAGCCGGAAAGAAGAGAACAUCCACCUGACUCGAUUCCUAAGGGUUCUCGCGAAUUUCUUUGCUUUGUGCACCCUGGCUGGGAGCGGCUAUCUUAUUUACUUCGUCGUGAGACGAUCCCAGAAGUUUGCUCUAGCAGGCAUUGAAAACUACGGAUGGUGGGAGAGGAACGAAGUGAAUAUGGUCAUGUCACUUCUAGGAAUGUUCUGUCCAACUUUAUUUGAUGUCAUCAGCAACCUUGAAAAUUAUCAUCCCCGAAUCGCUUUACGGUGGCAGCUGGGACGCAUCUUCGCUCUUUUUCUGGGCAACUUGUACACCUUCAUUAUUGCUCUCAUGGAUGAAAUCAAUCUCAAGCUGGAUGAAGAGAAGAUUGUAAAACAGAACAUGACAAUCUGGCUAGCUAGUUUGUACAAUGGAACCCUGCCAGAAAACAUCACAACUCCCCCUGUUCAGGUCAACCCUGCAGAUGUUCCCAGAGGUCCUUGUUGGGAAACCAUGGUUGGUCAGGAAUUUGUGCGAUUAACAGUCUCUGACACUGUGACAACCUACAUUACAAUUUUAAUUGGGGAUUUCCUAAAAGCCGUUUUUGUCAGGGUAUUCAAUCACUGCUGGUGUUGGGACUUGGAAUAUGGCUUUCCUUCGUAUUCAGAAUUUGACAUUAGUGGAAAUGUGCUUGGUCUGAUCUUCAAUCAAGGCAUGAUCUGGAUGGGUUCUUUUUAUGCACCAUGUCUUCCUGCUAUCAAUGUUCUCCGCCUCCAUACAUCGAUGUACCUUCAGUGUUGGGCUGUGAUGUGCUGCAAUGUUCCCCAUGAAAGGGUCUUCAAAGCUUCAAGAUCCAACAACUUCUACAUGGCAAUGCUGUUGUUCAUUCUAUUCCUGUCGACCCUGCCCGUUGUCUAUACCAUCGUAUCCAUCCCACCAUCAUUUGACUGUGGUCCAUUCAGUGGUAAAACCAGAAUGUUUGAAGUCAUCGGAGAAACUCUGGAGCAUGAUUUCCCUUCCUGGUUUCAGAAGGUUUUCAGUCUGGUCUCCAACCCUGGUGUGAUCCUACCUUUCAUUCUUCUGAUGGUGCUGAGCAUCUACUAUCUCAAUGCUACAUCCAAAGGAUAUCAGGCUAUGAAUUUGGAGCUCAAGAAGAAAUUGCAAAAUCUAGCUGAAGAAAACAAAAGGAGGAACAAGCAAAAAGCUCAGCAACCACAGGACAACGAAGAAGUCUCUGUUGAGACUCAGAACAAUCCCAAGGGAGCCCAAGAUAAAAACAAAGGAGAGAAGGAGUCUAAGAAGAAGCCACCUCAAGAGCAGCAAGAAAGAUCUGGUGUGGCCAAUGGAAACCUUUCUCCUCCCUGCAAAGGAAGAGAGGGUGGCCCCACACCUCCUCUCCACAUAGCAGUGACACGAGCACCAGAACCUCGAGGCAAAGGCAUGAAUGGACAUUCUGGAAUUCCACCUGGUGGUACUUUUCAGCCAAGGAUGCCAGGACCACCUCAAAAUUACCAAUAAGAAAAACUGUCCAGCAAUAUGUUUCAAUGUAGGCAAUGCUGCAAUUCAAAAAUAAUUACUCUUACUCAAGAGUAAUUAUC
Pantherophis guttatus is the source of this 2794-nucleotide messenger RNA. The record is from RefSeq and is a predicted model, not a curated record. Lineage: Eukaryota; Metazoa; Chordata; Lepidosauria; Squamata; Colubridae.